UGUUUAUGCACAGAUCAAAGUCAGCACCCGAAAAUAUCUCGCGUACAAAAGGCCUCCUUUAGCCGAACGUUGAAACCGAAAUAAAGCAGUGUUGUCCAUAGAUUAAUUAAUUGUCAGGAUAAAGUUGAACGUGAAUACAGCUUAAUUAAACAAUGGCAAAAAUGAUUUUUCUGUGGUGUGUUCCGAUAUUGUUCGUCUGUGUGGGCAUGCUGCCUUCGGUAACAAUGCAUGGUCAUAGAAGUCCUGCAGCACGAAUCGGAUGCCACUUGGCCAAUUUCUCCAGAAACAUACGAGAGGACAACUGCGUACAAGCUGUUAUAACGAUCCAGGCUUGCAGAGGUUGCUGUAAGUCAUGGACCGUUCCUUCUACAGAGGCAAACAAAAUCUUACAUCCUGGUAAAAACAUUACGUCCAAAGCAUCGUGUUGUACUAUCCUUGAAUCUAGAGUGAUAAGAUUCCACUUUUUUGUAGCGGAAGAGUGGUCAUCAAAACAAUAAGAUCGGCAACUCGAUGCGACUGUUGGCGCUGUUUUGAAUCUAUCAGCACCAUAUCAGCACCCUAGCUUUCGAGUCAUUUGUACAAGCUUGCAACUCGCCUGCUGCGCACGCUUAACAGGACCAAUGCAACACAUGUCCUGUUCCUUGUAUCUCCGCUGUGGUGUCCACAAAUUCAUUUGUGUUUAUAUACUUGCUUUUUCCUGCGUUCAAAAAACAUUAGGUCGUCUUUUAAUAAAAACUGCUUUCCGCUUUGCAAUAUACGGGUGUUGUGACAGCCAAAUGAAAUUUCAAUAAAAUGUUUCAAGCAGACA
Ciona intestinalis (vase tunicate) is the source of this 808-nucleotide messenger RNA. Its product is annotated as thyrostimulin alpha-2 subunit-like. The record is from RefSeq and is a predicted model, not a curated record. Gene Ontology annotation, biological process: cell surface receptor signaling pathway. Gene Ontology annotation, molecular function: hormone receptor binding; hormone activity. Gene Ontology annotation, cellular component: extracellular region. NCBI's taxonomy places the organism in Eukaryota, Metazoa, Chordata, Ascidiacea, Phlebobranchia, Cionidae.